AGCAUCAAUUGAUAGAUAAAAAAAAAAAAAAAACAAAGCAGAAAGAAAGCAAGAGAGUGAGAUGGCAGAAGAGAGAAAUGUUAAGCUACAUGGGAUGUGGGUUAGUCCUUACUCUAAGAGAGUUGAACUGGCCCUCAAACUUAAAGGAAUACCUUAUGAGUACAUAGAAGAAGAUUUGAGCAACAAGAGUCCAUUACUUCUCCAAUACAAUCCUGUUCAUAAGAAGGUCCCUGUACUUGUUCACAAUGGAAAACCCUUAGCCGAGUCUUAUAUAAUCCUGGAAUAUAUUGACGAGAACUGGAAACAUUCUCCUCGAUUCCUGCCAGAAGAUCCCCAUAAAAGAGCUCAAAUUCGAUUCUGGGCUAGUUUUAUCCAACAGCAGUUGUUUGAGCUUCUUGGUAGACUGCUCAUGACAGAUGGGGAAGCACAAAAAAGAACAAGUGAAGAAGCGUUUGAGAAAAUUAACGUGUUGGAAAAGGGAAUGAAAGAAUAUUUUUCUGAAGUCGUUCCAGAUGUUGAUGACCAGAAUUUUGGAUUUCUAGACAUUUUGGUGUGUUCAGUAUUCUGUACCCAAAAUGUUUGUGAAGAAGUCCAUGGUGUAAAAGUAUUGGAUCCAAAGAGAAACCCCUUCUUGUUCUCAUGGGUUGAAAAGUUGAACCAGCAUCCUAUAGUUAAAGAGAUCUACCCUCCUUAUGACCAGCUCAUCAAUUUCCUUCAGGUUUUCAGGCAAAAUGCUCUCAAGUCUUUUACUUAAUUAGCUUUGCAAAAUGCUGUGUGUUUGCUCCCUCUUUCAGAUUGGUGUGGUUUUGUAGUAAGGCCUAUGGCAUAUUGACCUGGUGUAAUUGUUUUUCAGCUGCAAUGAAUCUGAAAUCUUGAUAGAUUUCAUUCAAAUACUAUUACAAACAUAGGCCAUGAUUCAUUUAUUUAGUUUUACUAGAUAAUUCAAGCUGAAACCCCAGUAGAUCUUUCAAUAAUAACUAAAUACAUUGAAUCUUUCAGAACAACAGCUUUUGCAAGAAGAAUAUAAAUCUGUUGCUUUGUCAAUGACCCUUAUCCUAAGGUGUCUGAAAGCAUAUUUUAUAUCAAAACAUUUUUUGCCUCUUCUCGCAUCUAAAAGGUUAGUACAAUGGAGUUGAAGCUAAAGAUGAUUUGUAUACUGUAAAUUUUUUACCAGGGGUUUCUUAGGCAACAAGUUAUA
Pistacia vera is the source of this 1198-nucleotide messenger RNA. Its product is annotated as glutathione S-transferase U10-like. NCBI's taxonomy places the organism in Eukaryota, Viridiplantae, Streptophyta, Magnoliopsida, Sapindales, Anacardiaceae. The record is from RefSeq and is a predicted model, not a curated record. Gene Ontology annotation, molecular function: glutathione transferase activity. Bases 62 to 754 code for a protein of 230 amino acids. Gene Ontology annotation, biological process: glutathione metabolic process. The transcript has 2 exons. Gene Ontology annotation, cellular component: cytoplasm.